AUGAGCAAGGCUUCCAAGGAGCAUGCGUAUGACCAGGUUAAGCGAGUCUUCCACUAUGAGGACGAUAAAAGAGGGUGGAUAAAGCGGGAAAUUUUACAAAGAAUAGGAAACUGCUGGAGGAAUUCAAGAAAUCAUUUGUUCCAUAAGGUUUAUGACGAAGAACUAACUUUUGAGGAAAAUAUCAAGCGUAAGCCACCAGGAAUAGAGGCAAAUCACUGGAAAAAGUUUCUUCAAUAUCGAUUGGACGAUGACACGAAGGAUAAGUGUAGAAAAAAUGCUGUUAAUCGUUCAAAGCAACAAUACACACAUACCGGAGGUUCUAAAAUGAUGGCAAGAAAGAGACACGAAGAAGAGCAACGACUGGGAAGGCCUAUUGGGAGAGGAGAGGGAUGGACCAUGAGUCAUAAAAAAAGGAAUGGAAAGUAUAUGAAUGAACAAGCGCGUUUGGUUGGGGAAGCAAUUGAACUUGUUGAGAGCCAAGACCCCUCUAGCAAGGAAUUUUCACAUAAUGAUUCUCUUGCACAAGUGCUUGGAAAGGAGCACCCAGGAAGAGUUUGUGGACUCAAUAUUGGUACAUGUCCGAGUCGGUGUUUUCGUAACAUUCCAGAGCAGUCAGACUACGGUGUACAGAUUGAGGAGUAUCAGAUGGAGAUUGUGAAACUCAAGGCGGAGGCAGCAGAACUCAAGGCGGAGGCAGCAGAACUCAAGGCAGCAGCAGCAGCAGCAGAGGCAAAGAGACAGAGAAUGGAGACAGAGGCAGCUGAAGGGAAGGCAAAAAUACAGACAAUGGGAGAUUUGUUGACAUACGUAAUCCAGCAACAAGGAGGUAAUUUGCCACCUGAAAUAGCUGCGGGUUUGGAUUCUUUGAGAAGUGCACCAACCUCAUCCCAUGCAAGAUGA
Messenger RNA from Arachis duranensis, 900 nucleotides. RefSeq lists its product as uncharacterized. The transcript is spliced from 5 exons. The record is from RefSeq and is a predicted model, not a curated record. Bases 1 to 900 code for a protein of 299 amino acids. Lineage: Eukaryota; Viridiplantae; Streptophyta; Magnoliopsida; Fabales; Fabaceae.